Nycticebus coucang (slow loris) is the source of this 3336-nucleotide messenger RNA. RefSeq names its product potassium voltage-gated channel subfamily A member 3 (gene KCNA3). Lineage: Eukaryota; Metazoa; Chordata; Mammalia; Primates; Lorisidae. The coding region runs from base 222 to 1958 and encodes 578 amino acids. Gene Ontology annotation, biological process: potassium ion transmembrane transport; protein homooligomerization. The record is from RefSeq and is a predicted model, not a curated record. Gene Ontology annotation, cellular component: voltage-gated potassium channel complex; axon; membrane. Gene Ontology annotation, molecular function: delayed rectifier potassium channel activity; protein binding. The transcript has a single exon.
GGGCGCGCGCCCGCGCGGUGGGCGGGAAUCCUGAGGGGACGCGGAGGGGCGGGGUGAGGAGGCGUCUCCGAGGAGGAGCCCGCGGAGCGCGCCAGACCCAGACAGAGCCUCGCGGCGGCCACAGCAACAGGCUGCGGGCUCGGCUCGGGGGCGGAGGCGGCGAAGGGGCGGGGAGCGCGAGGAGGACCGAAGCGGCCCUGCCGCCGCCCGGUCCCCUCCACAUGGACGAGCACCUCAGCCUCCUGAGCUCGCCGCUGCCGCCCUCCGCCCCUCACCGCGCCCACCCUCCCCAGCACCCCGCCAACAGCGGCGGCGGCGGCGGCGUCCACAGCCUGGUCAACCCCGGCUACGCCGAGCCCGCCGCAGGCCCCGAGCUACCGCCCGACAUGACCGUGGUGCCCGGGGACCACCUGCCGGAGCCGGAGGCGGCCGACGGUGGCGGGGGCCCGCCUCAGGGCGGCUGUGGCGGCGGCGGCUGCGACCGCUACGAGCCGCUGCCACCCGCGCUGCCGGCGGCCGGCGAGCAGGACUGCUGCGGGGAGCGUGUGGUCAUCAACAUCUCCGGGCUGCGCUUCGAGACGCAGCUCAAGACCCUCUGCCAGUUCCCGGAGACACUGCUGGGCGACCCCAAGCGGCGCAUGAGGUACUUCGACCCGCUCCGCAACGAGUACUUCUUUGACCGCAACCGGCCGAGCUUCGACGCCAUCCUCUACUACUAUCAGUCUGGGGGCCGCAUCCGCCGGCCGGUCAACGUGCCCAUAGACAUCUUCUCGGAGGAGAUACGCUUCUACCAGCUGGGCGAGGAGGCCAUGGAGAAGUUCCGCGAGGACGAGGGCUUCCUGCGGGAGGAGGAGCGGCCCCUGCCUCGCCGCGACUUCCAGCGCCAGGUGUGGCUGCUCUUCGAGUACCCUGAGAGCUCAGGGCCAGCCCGGGGCAUCGCCAUCGUGUCGGUGCUCGUCAUCCUCAUCUCCAUUGUAAUAUUCUGCCUGGAGACGCUGCCCGAGUUCCGCGAUGAGAAGGACUACCCAGCCUCGCCGUCGCAGGAAGUAUUGGAGGCGACCAGCAACAGCACGUCGGGGGCCCCCGCGGGAGCCUCCAGCUUCUCGGAUCCCUUCUUUGUGGUGGAGACCCUAUGCAUCAUCUGGUUCUCCUUUGAGCUGCUGGUGCGGUUCUUUGCAUGCCCCAGCAAAGCCACCUUCUCGCGAAAUAUCAUGAACCUGAUAGACAUUGUGGCCAUCAUCCCGUAUUUCAUCACCCUGGGCACUGAGCUGGCUGAGCGACAGGGCAAUGGACAGCAGGCCAUGUCCCUGGCCAUCCUGAGGGUCAUCCGCCUGGUGAGGGUCUUCCGCAUCUUCAAGCUCUCCCGCCACUCCAAGGGGCUGCAGAUCCUGGGGCAGACGCUGAAGGCGUCCAUGCGGGAGUUGGGGUUGCUCAUCUUUUUCCUCUUUAUUGGGGUCAUCCUUUUCUCCAGCGCCGUCUACUUUGCGGAGGCAGACGACCCCACUUCAGGUUUUAGCAGUAUCCCAGAUGCUUUCUGGUGGGCAGUGGUAACCAUGACAACAGUAGGUUACGGUGACAUGCACCCAGUGACCAUAGGAGGCAAGAUUGUGGGAUCCCUCUGUGCCAUCGCCGGUGUCUUGACCAUUGCCUUGCCAGUCCCUGUGAUUGUUUCCAACUUCAAUUACUUUUACCACCGAGAGACAGAAGGGGAAGAGCAAGCCCAGUACAUGCACGUGGGAAGUUGCCAGCACCUCUCUUCUUCGGCUGAGGAGCUCCGAAAAGCAAGGAGUAACUCCACUCUGAGUAAGUCGGAGUAUAUGGUAAUCGAAGAGGGGGGUAUGAACCAUAGCACUUUCCCCCAGACCCCUUUCAAAACGGGCAAUUCCACUGCCACCUGCACCACGAACAAUAAUCCCAACUCCUGUGUCAACAUCAAAAAGAUAUUCACAGAUGUUUAAUAUAUGAUACAAGUGCUCGCAGUAUUGUGUGGAACGUACCCCCUUGGUCUGUGUAUGCCCUUGUUUUAUACAUCUCCAGACCAUUCAUCAAGGAAAGGACGUGAAGAAGUGGGACACACACUUCAUUCUCCCUCUCCCUGCUGCUUCAUACUGAAACAGUGCCUGUUUUGCAAGUGGGCUGCAUUCUCUCAGCUCGUCUUUAUUCCCCCUCUCUCUUUUGACAUGAUGAACAACAAACUUAACAUUAAACUUGAUUUCUAGUACACACCCUAUUUUAAAAACAGUACAUCUGGGAGGAAAUGAAACUAAAGAACAGUUAGCAUUAACUGUUUAACCUCAAACUUUAAAACGUCAGUUGUUUCUUUACUAAGUAAAACACACAAAUUCUUAAGUGAUGCUUUGGUUUGAUGGACCCUUCAACAUUAUUUAUUAAAUAUUUAGUUCAAUUGCCUACCCUGUGGAUACUGGAUGAAAUAUCUAACUAGAACAAUGACUUGUAACCACACACAUCCCCAUAAGUUUAUUUGGUUUUUGAGACUGGACUUAACUUUUUGAAUCCCCCCUCCUGGAACUUUAAGGGUCUCCACAACUUUGCAUAAAGGAAAAUGCCCAGGAUGUGCUCAUCUGACUAGUUAGUUUAACUCUUUGGGGCUUGAUAUGCAUUUUGAAAGUAUCAUACUAAUAGUUACCUAUGAAGUUCUGUGUAUUAUGUCCCAGCUAACAUCUCUCAAAGUCUGGAAACAGAUGUUUUCAGCGCUGCUGAGGAAAAGAAAAAUCUCCUAAUGCAUCUAAGAGAUAAGCUUCUGCAGUAUCACAAGAAGAUUAAAGUGGCAGACACCCCUUCCAGCGGAAGUUACUAAUUUGGACCUGACUGAUGCAGUUCCCAUAGCAACCUGGGUUUCCUGGGAAACCCGAAAAAGGUUGUCAUGGCAUCUCUUGCUCUGUAGCCCCACCCGCCAGCCCCUGCCGUUUCCACAGUAACCUUUCCAGAUGGUUCCUACUUACAUGAUUUCAUAAGGAAAACCAUUGUUUGAAUAAACCGCACAAAAAUUUAAGUCUGAGACUCUAACGAGGUGAAAUAAAUUGUGAAAUGUAUUUUUUAACUACAAAAAUCCUUGAUGCCAUCUCAUAAUGACUGAAUCAAGAAGGAAAAUAUGGUGUUUGGAAUGUCAGAUAUAUACCACACUAAGUCAUGAUCUGAAUUAAAUGCCAGUUAGUAGGCAAUAAUUUUAAAAGAUGGGUCUCUACAGUUUUUUUCUCCAAGAAAUUUCAAGACAACAAAUGAUAUUAAAAAGCAAAUGUAAAAGUGUCCUAUACAUAAACAGAUUCAACCAGUCUACCCAAAACCUUACUACAAGGGACCUUCAGACUUCCUCUU